AUGUGGGAUGCGGAGAAGAGCCAACACUACAAUGUUGAGAACCUCAUUCGCGAGUCCGACAAGACCUGGCACAACCCCAGUCUCAUUCAGAUGGUCGAGACGGUCGGAUGCAGUCUCAUGGCCAACGGCAUCCAUACUCCCAUUCCGAGAGAGCUCAACACCUACGUGGCGUCUAUGAUCGAGCAGUUUAGGAUCCUUGACCACAGGGAUAAGGUGCUUCGAGGAAACGUCAAAGACCUCGAGCAUGCCAGGGAAAAUGAUCGCAAGGAAUUCAAAGCCGCGAGCGAUGACUGGAAGCAAAGGGAGCUUGACUUCAAGGCGGAAAUCAAGCGGCUCGAGCUCGUGAUCAUGGAGACCAACCCAGGAAAGGGCCUGGAGAAGGUGCUUCUCAACCGACGCAGAAGCGUAGUCAAUCGAAACGAUACAAAGCGAUUCAGCGCAAGACUGGACAAGCUGAGCAGCGGCGAGACGGAAGUUGGGGAGGCUUCAACAAGAGUGGAUGAUGAAAACAAGAAACUGACUUCAGCCCUCCUCCUCGAUCACAACAACGAUGAGAAUAUAAACGAGAGGCUCCGCCGACGGGAGUUCACUGGCCGAUAUCAGCCACCUGAUGGUAGACAACGUAUCGACAAUCCCCGAUACUUCAGCACCGAAGCUCUGCAGAGGGCGGCCACCCGCGUUUCACCACCUCCCAGGAGGCCUUCACCUCUCCGACAAGUGACAAAUGCUGUUCAGGGACAUCAAACACGCCUCAACUCCGAUUCUAGCAACAGCAGCACGAGCAGCAGCGCGCGUUCCUCGGUUUCUCUGAUCACGGGAGGGCUCGCAGAGGAGGCGGCAAGGCGUGGCAUCACUCCACCAAGUGUAGACAGUCUGAUGAAGUUGAGAUUUGAUACAGAGGCCGCCAUGAAGGCCAUCAAAGAAGAGGCGAAGACCAGGGCCGUCCCUGAUUGCGCAAUUGAGGAUGACGAAGAUCUACCAGAUAUCAAGAAGCCAGAGCAUCAUCGUGCACCCUCAUUCGAUCAAGGUGAUGAGAAGGUCUUCAGCGUAAACAUGGCCUCGGCAACGAAUGCGAGACAGGGUCUCAAGGAAGCAGUUUUUGGCAAGGAGAUAAAGGCGAAUGACUAG
Messenger RNA from Phaeoacremonium minimum UCRPA7, 1128 nucleotides. RefSeq lists its product as hypothetical. NCBI's taxonomy places the organism in Eukaryota, Fungi, Ascomycota, Sordariomycetes, Togniniales, Togniniaceae. The coding region runs from base 1 to 1128 and encodes 375 amino acids. The record is from RefSeq and is a predicted model, not a curated record. The transcript has 3 exons.